Molecule: messenger RNA, 2229 nt
Organism: Antrostomus carolinensis (chuck-will's-widow)
Lineage: Eukaryota; Metazoa; Chordata; Aves; Caprimulgiformes; Caprimulgidae
Gene: ANO7
Product: anoctamin 7
Biological process (GO): chloride transmembrane transport; calcium activated phospholipid scrambling
Cellular component (GO): plasma membrane
Molecular function (GO): protein dimerization activity; chloride channel activity
Source: RefSeq, a predicted model, not a curated record
ACAUUUCUGCUGCCCAUUCAGGUGCUGCCCAGACAGACCUCCAUGUCGGCCAGCGUACUGCAGCAGCUCAGCCUACUCAACUUGAUGGCCCAGGAGGUUCCCAAUCUGCCGCUGGACUACUACACCUGCCCCUUCAAGGCCAACAAGCUGAGCUGGUUCCUGGGGAGCAAUGAGCAGGACACUUUCUUCUCUACCACCCAGAGGCACCAAAUUCUCUACGAGAUCCUGGCCACGAUGCAGGAUCCCCACUCCAGGUAGCAGGAGGUGGGGGUGGACUGGCUACUGAGCGAGAACGUCUUCACUGCCGCCUUCGUGCUGCACGAGGGUCCCUACAAGCUCUGGCCAGAGGAGCCGGCUGCUGGCAGCCUCAGCAAGCACCAAGUCCUCUUCCAGUACUGGGCCAGCUGGGGGAAGUGGAGCAAGUACCAGCCGCUGGAUCAUGUUCACCAGUACUUUGGGGACAAGGUUGCUUUCUACUUCACCUGGCUGAGUUUCUACAUGGGAUGGCUCUUGCCUGCCACAGUGGUGGGGACAGUGGUGUUCAUCACGGGCAUUUUUCUGACGUUCAAUGACGUAUCUUCGCAGGAGAUAUGCGCAAGCAAAGAACAAUACUGGAUGUGUCCCCUCUGCAAGACCUGUUCCUACUGGCAGCUCUCCAAAAAUUGCAGCAUGUUCAUGGCAGGACAGCUCUUUGACCAUGGUGGGACCAUCUUCUUCAGCAUCUUCAUGUCCCUGUGGGCAGUGCUGUUCCUGGAGUUCUGGAAGCGGACCAACGCAUCCCUGGCUCACCACUGGGACUGCUCCGAGUUUGAGGACAUCAAGGAGCAGUCACAGCCCCAGUUCACAGCCACGGCUCCCAUGACGAUAACGAACUCUAUAACGGGGGCAGAGGAGCCAUAUUUCCCCAAACACAGCCACUUCCACCGGAUUUUGGCUGGUUCAAUGGUCAUUAUAAUGAUGAUUCCUGUGGUGGUAAUGUUCCUGGUCUCCAUUAUCCUGCUGGCCAUCCUCCUCUCCAGCUCGAGCUACUUCUGGUUUGUGUCUUCUUCAGCAUCUCGCAUUGCCAGCAUCACCAGCUCCAUGGUGAACCUCAUCUUCAUCCUCAUCCUCUCCAAGAUCUAUAUUUCCCUGGCUCAUUUCCUCACCAAGUGAGAGAUGUACCGCACCCAGACCAAGUACAAGGACACUUUCACCUUCAAAGUGUUCAUCUUCCAGUUUGUCACCUUCUACUCCUCUCCCCUUUACAUGGCCUUCUUUAAGGGCAAGUUCAUCAGCUACCCCGGGAACUACCAGAGCUUUCUGGGGGUCCCCAACAAGGAGUGCAGCCCAGGCGGGUGCUUCAUCAAGCUGGUGCAGGAAUUGCUGGUCAUCAUGGUGGGGAAACAGAUCAUCAACAAUGUGCAGGAGCUGGCCAUCCCAUGGCUGAAAUGCUGGUGGCACAAGGUGGGUGAGGAAGGGGAGUUGGUCAUGGUGAAGCAGGCACCCUGGGUGAUGGACCACCAGCUCCAGCUGCUGGUGUUCGAGGGGCUGUUUGACGAGUACCUGGAGAUGGUCCUGCAGUUUGGCUUCAUCACUAUCUUUGUAGUGGUCUGUCCCUUGGCACCCCUCUUUGCCCUGCUCAACAACUGGGUGGAGAUCUGCCUGGAUGCCCAGAAGCUCAUCUGUGACUACCAGCAGCCCGUGGCUGAGUGGGCGCAGGGCAUUGGCAUCUGGUUCUCCAUCCUGGAGGCCAUCACUCACCUGGAUGUCAUCAGCAACAUACGCUGGGCAGGCGGGCGGUCCUUCCUCAUCACCUUCACCUCUUAUUUCCUGCCCCACAUGUACUACGAGGACACCUACGACAGCAGCCUGCGUGGCUACAUGAACUUCACCUUGGCAGACGUGCCGUGGGACUUUGUCCUUCAGAGCAACAUCACGUGCAGGUGGGAGCCUCCUCGGGACUGGGACGGCAACUUGACCUUGACUUACUGGCAGCUGCUGGCCAUACGCUUAGGCUUCAUCGUCAUGUUUGAGCAUGUGGUUUUCUUUAUCGCACAUGUGAUUGAGUGGCUGGUACCCAACGUCCCCUAGUCCGUAGAGAUCAAGGUGAAGCGUGAGCAGUACCUGGCCAAGGAGGCCCUGACUGAGAAUAAGGUCCUUUUGGAGAGAUGGGAGACAAGAAGCAAGGCCAGUGUCACGGACCCAGCCACAGGCAGAGACCGGGACACCAAGCAGUACUCCAGGAGCUGA